Messenger RNA from Symbiodinium pilosum, 162 nucleotides. Lineage: Eukaryota; Dinophyceae; Suessiales; Symbiodiniaceae. The record is from the annotation of a GenBank genome assembly.
AUGGAGCCUCAGGGUACAGCGGCUGCCUUGCAGUGGAGCACUUGGAUGCGCUGCUGGCAUUGCCGGACGCAAAGCCACAUCGAUGGGCUAUCGCUGGGAGGAGUGAGGCCAAGCUGCAAAAAAUGGCGGCCAAGUGUCGAACUUUUCCGAAGGUCAUUGUAG